CCUCCCAUGGCGGUGCUGCAGCACGCGUGCACCGCCCCGCUCGCGCGCGCCCUGCGCUCCCGCGCAGCCGCCUCCAUCGCCACCUCCCCUCCGGUGCGCUUGCCCCGGGCGGACUCCCGCGUGCUCCUCGGCUUGUCCGAACCGGAGCUCCGCCAGCUCGCCCUUGACUUCGGCCAGCAAAGCUAUCGAGGGAAGCAGCUUCAUGAUUUACUGUACAAGACCAAGGUUAAAGAAAUCCAAGACUUCAGCCAUCUGCCACAAGCAUUUCGGGAGAGCCUUCGGGAAGCUGGGUGGAGGGUUGGGAGAUCUCCUGUUCAUCAUGUUGUUUCCGCAGCUGAUGGCACUCUUAAGAUACUCAUAAAGUUGGAAGACAACAGAUUGAUUGAAACUGUAGGAAUUCCUGUUGAAGAUGGUAAUGGUUCCUUUCGUCUCACUGCCUGUGUGUCAUCACAGGUAGGCUGUCCCUUGCGUUGCUCGUUUUGUGCUACUGGGAAGGGUGGGUUUUCAAGAAACCUCCUGCCACAUGAGAUUGUUGAGCAGGUCUUGGCUAUUGAGGAUCUCUUCAAACAUAGGGUAACGAAUGUCGUGUUCAUGGGCAUGGGUGAACCAAUGUUGAAUCUGAAGUCAGUUCUGGAAUCACACACAUGCCUCAAUAAGGAUGUGCAAAUUGGGCAAAGAAUGAUGACAAUAUCAACAGUUGGUGUUCCCAACACAAUCAAGAUGCUGGCGACACACAAGCUGCAGUCAACUUUGGCUGUGAGCUUACAUGCACCUAACCAGAAACUCCGAGAAACAAUAGUCCCCAGUGCAAAGUCUUACCCCUUGAAUGCGCUGAUCGACGACUGCAAGCAUUACUUUUCGGAAACCAGACGCCGAGUAACAUUCGAGUAUACACUUUUAGCUGGGAUAAAUGAUGGAGUGGAACAUGCAGCAGAACUCGCGGAACUAAUUCAUACUUGUGGUCGUGGUUAUCAUGUGAAUCUGAUCCCUUUCAAUCCAAUAGAAGGUUCCGAGUACCGAAGGCCAUACAAGAAAGCGGUAUUAGCUUUCAUGGCGACACUGGAAUCUAAGAAGAUUACAGUUAGUGUUCGGCAGACACGUGGGCUCGAUGCGAGUGCAGCUUGUGGGCAACUCAGAAACGCCCACCAGAAAAGUCCACUGGUUGAAGUUGAACCUUCGGCGGCUCUACCUCAACUCUCACCCAGCUGAUGGAGGUAAAACCCAUGCAUCUGUCAUCUGAGUCUCCACCAAGGGAUAUAUCCCUUGAAAGCCAGACAAGGUUGGUUGCUUGUGCCGUCAACUAGCAACAAAAGCUAUGGAUUGCAUCCUUUGUUUGAUGAGCAUAGGAUGUCCGAUUUGAGGAGAUGGUGAAGCAGAUUCAGGUUCAAAACUAGGAGGAUUCCAUGCAUAAUUCUGAGGCAAAUCCAAUGUCUUGACCCAAGUAACUGUUUCGAAAUUGUUCAUGUUAGAAUUAAUUCCAAUGCCAUGGAAUCCCACACCAAGCUAACAAACUAUUAACAUCCCUAUCGAUAUAUAAAAAUAGCAGAUGGUAUUGGGGUGCUUGGGCUCAAAGAAAGGUAAGGUUUUAAUUAAAGUCAUGUGCACCCAAAUUCUGUCCCUAAUUGCUUUA
Musa acuminata subsp. malaccensis (wild Malaysian banana) is the source of this 1630-nucleotide messenger RNA. RefSeq lists its product as uncharacterized. Gene Ontology annotation, molecular function: RNA methyltransferase activity; iron-sulfur cluster binding. The record is from RefSeq and is a predicted model, not a curated record. Gene Ontology annotation, biological process: rRNA base methylation; tRNA methylation. NCBI's taxonomy places the organism in Eukaryota, Viridiplantae, Streptophyta, Magnoliopsida, Zingiberales, Musaceae.